Solea senegalensis (Senegalese sole) is the source of this 1838-nucleotide messenger RNA. RefSeq names its product 5-hydroxytryptamine (serotonin) receptor 3B (gene htr3b). The transcript is spliced from 10 exons. Gene Ontology annotation, molecular function: extracellular ligand-gated monoatomic ion channel activity; neurotransmitter receptor activity; transmembrane signaling receptor activity. The coding region runs from base 165 to 1532 and encodes 455 amino acids. The record is from RefSeq and is a predicted model, not a curated record. Gene Ontology annotation, biological process: regulation of membrane potential; monoatomic ion transmembrane transport; nervous system process. Lineage: Eukaryota; Metazoa; Chordata; Actinopteri; Pleuronectiformes; Soleidae. Gene Ontology annotation, cellular component: postsynaptic membrane; synapse; neuron projection.
AAGUAGAUUACAAGCUAAGUGAAAGUAACUGCCAACAACCACGUUGGUGGGAAGAUUGAAGCUUAUCAAUGAGCCUGAGGAUAUUUGUGUGUAAACGGGGCAGACGCUUGGAUGCAACACCUGGAUAACACCUGUAAUCUGGAGCAUUGAUUUAUUUCGGCUCGAUGUCGCUCAUUUGGCUGAUGCUGCUGUUCUCAGCCCAUUUGUCCGAAUGUGUGCCAGAGAAGCCAAAGAGGUCAGCGCUGAACCAGCUGACCAGGACCCUGCUGAGACAAUAUGACUGCGGUGUCCGGCCUGUUCACAACUGGACCAGUGCUACCACAGUCUCCAUAGACCUCAUACUGCAGUCUGUCCUUGGAGUGGAUGGAAAAACACAGAGUAUGACAAUUAGUAUUUGGUACAGACAGAUCUGGACUGAUGAGUUCCUGGUUUGGGAUCCAGAGGAGUUUGAUGGCAUCACAGAAAUCUCGCUGUCAUCAGAUGCAAUCUGGAUUCCUGAUGUCAUCGUCAGUGAACUUGUGGAUGGAGGGAAAUCUCCACCGAUCCCUUAUGUUUACGUCAACUCCUCCGGCUCAGUGAAGAACUAUAGGCCCAUGCAGGUGGUGCUGGCCUGCAGCCUGGAGAUGUACGCGUUUCCCUUUGACAAGCAGAACUGCAGCCUCACAUUCCGCAGCUGGCUGCACUCAGUUAAUGAAAUAGACCUCUCGCUGUGGAGGAGCGCAGAGGCCAUCGCUAAUGACAAGAGGGAGUUCAUGAAUGACGGGGAAUGGGAGCUGCUGUCUAUCCCUUCACGCUACUGGCAAAUCCACCACGACAACACCGACUACGCACACAUUCAGUUCAAUGUUUUGAUCCGCCGGCGCCCCCUACUGUACGUGGUGGGUCUCCUCAUACCCAGUAUCUUCCUCAUGCUGGUGGAUGUGAUCAGCUUCUAUCUGCCUCCAGAUAGUGGCGUACGCAUCGCCUUCAAGAUCAGCAUACUGUUGGGCUACACCGUCUUCAGAGUCAACCUGACGGACGAACUGCCCUCCUCUGCUGUCACGACUCCGCUUAUCGGUGUGUUCUUUGUGGUGUGCAUGGCCAUGCUGAUGCUCAGCCUGACCAAAUCCAUACUAGUGGUGAAGCUGCUCCACCACAGUGAGAAGGAGGUCAGGGAAAUGUCGGUGUCCGCCUGCCUGCUGGACAAGUACGGCUCAAGUGGUCACGACUUCAACGACAGCGCUGUGACCUCCGUCAAAACCCUUGAACACAUCAACGAGAGUGAUGAUUAUGAGCUGGACUCCUCACUGGAGGGUGAUUUGCUGUCCCUGACUGAGAUCCAGGAGGUUUCUCCUGGGCCGGAGUGGCUCCUCCAGGAGCUGAUUUCUCUUCGCUUGGCUCUAUCCCAGGAGGACAGCGAGUCCGCAGCUCAGGGUGAUUGGCUGGCCCUGUGCUCAAAGCUCGACUGCUUGCUGUUCCGUCUCUACCUGUUGGUGCUGGCCCUGUACGCUGGUACUCUGCUGCUGCUCUGGGCCACCUGGAGCUUUGCCUGAACUCAUGCUCAAAGACUUUGUUGAUUUUUACUGAAUAGAACAAGCUUCUUGUGUGAUGAUGUUGCCGGAUGUAGAUCUUUAAAAAAAAAGAAAAUCCUAAAAUUGAUAAAUUAUAUUUUUCAGUUGAUUAAAGUAAUUAUUUUUAACAUUGAUAGUUUGAUCUUCAAUGUAUUCAAUAUAAAGAAAUCUAAUAAAGGCAACCAAUAGUUACUGUCGAUUUGAUAUGGUAAAAGAAUCAUAUUCACGUUAAAUCCAACAGUUGACCAUUUUAUUGUGUAUAUUAUUGUUGUUUACCAAAUAAAGUAC